AUGCACUUCACUGCCUCUUCCGUGACCGUCCUGGCCCUCGCCGCCGGUGCCUUUGCCGCUGUUGCCCACAAUGAGCCCCCAGUCUACGUCAAGAGUGUUAUCAAGCAUGAGGCCACUGGUGCUGCCCACGCCACUGGCACUGCCCACGCCACUGGCACUGCCCCCGCCCACGGCACUGGCGUCCAGACCGGCACCCACCCUAUCAUGACCGGCACCCCCAACAACGGCACCCACGGCGGCAACAACGGCACCGUCGUCAGUUCCUCGACUGUCCCCUGCUUCACUUGCAAGGGUGGUAGCUCCACCAUCCCCGUGUUUGUCCCCAGCCGUACUCCCGGCGCCGGCGCUAGCGCUAGCGCUAGCGCUGGUGCUGGAGGUGGUGCUGGAGGCCCUGGAUCCAGCUCUGGCGGCGGCAUUGGCGGCGGUGCUGGAGGUGGCCCUGGUUCCAGCUCUGGCGGCGGCAUUGGCGGCGGUGCGGGUGGUGCCUCCGGCUCCGGCGCCGGCGCUGGCAACACCCCUGCCUCCCCCAGCUCCACUGGCUUCACUCCUUCCAACCCCGGCUCCAAGGUCUCCGUUCCCCAGGUUGGUGCCGCCGGUGCUGUCAUGGCCUACGGUCUUAUGCUCCUCGCAUAA
This is a messenger RNA of Penicillium antarcticum, 633 nucleotides long. RefSeq lists its product as uncharacterized. NCBI's taxonomy places the organism in Eukaryota, Fungi, Ascomycota, Eurotiomycetes, Eurotiales, Aspergillaceae. The transcript has a single exon. Bases 1 to 633 code for a protein of 210 amino acids. The record is from RefSeq and is a predicted model, not a curated record.